UGCCAUCAAUCCUGUUGCAGCACAGUGGGAACUCCAUGAGAUACAUAUUUAAAAUGAACUUUCUUGUCUGUCUGCAUCUGUUAUUCAUUCUGGUCACUAUCCCUUGCUUUCUCCUCAUCCCCAAUAUCUCUAAAUUGCAUAUAUAAAUAUAUGCACACGCAUAUAAAAUUAUACUACUUUAAAUCCUAUUAAACUCAAUCUGAAGAAAGACUUUUAUAUCUAUUAUUGAUGUAAACACAAGGUCCAUUAUUUGGUUUUUCUUUUUCUUUUUUUCCCCACAUCUGUGGAUGUGGAAGUUCCUGGGCCAGGGAUUGAAUCCAAAUUAGAGUUGUGACCUGUGGUGCAGCUGUGGCAGUGCCAGAUCCUUAACCCACUGUGCCACAAGGGAACUAUUUGGUUUUUCUUAGAUGAAAUGUCAAAUUUUUUGUUAUUGUGUAGAACAAAUUGAUAUAAAAUUGAUAUAUAUAAAUUUCAAUGAAUAGUUUAUUUAUUCAAAUAGUUGAAUGUAAAAUCCCAUGGCCAUGUCUUUGAACAUGAUAGAUUAUCUCCUUCAUCUUGCCUCUUUUUGAGAAGAUACUCUUUAAAAUUUGCUAAAUGUCUUGCCUUUACAGGAACCAUGUACUAACACAGGAUGGAACAGAGAAAUGGAAGUUCUUUCACUGGAUUUAUCCUGCUGGGUUUCUCUGACAGGCCUCAACUGGAGCAGGUCCUCUUUGUGGUUCUUUUGAUCUUCUAUGUCUUCACUUUGUUGGGAAACACAACUAUCAUUGCAUUGUCCCAUGCGGACCCACAUCUUCACACCCCUAUGUACUUUUUCCUCUCCAACCUAAGCUUUGUGGACCUGUGCUAUACUACCAGCAUUGUCCACCAGCUCCUGGUUAAUCUCAGAGGAUCAGACAAAUCCAUCUCCUUUGGUGGUUGUGUAGUUCAGCUCUACAUCUCUUUGGGGUUGGGAUGUACAGAAUGCAUUCUCCUAGGAGUUAUGGCACUUGACCGCUAUGCAGCUGUUUGCAAGCCCCUUCACUACACAGUAAUCAUGCACCCCUGUCUCUGUGCCCUGAUGGCUUCUGGUUCAUGGAUCAUUGGUUUUACCAACUCCAUAUUGCAGACAGUGCUCAUCUUCCUUUUACCACUUUGUGGGAGAAAUGAAUUAGACCACUUCUUUUGUGAGGUCCCUCCUUUGCUCAAGCUUGCCUGUGUUGACACCACUGUGAAUGAGUCUGAGAUCUUCUUUGUCAGUGUCAUCACUCUUUUUGUACCUGUUGCAUUAAUCAUGUUCUCCUACAGUCAGAUUGUGAGGGCCGUCUUAAGAAUAAAGUCUUCUGCAGGGCAGAGAAAAGCAUUUGGGACCUGUGGAUCCCACCUGACAGUGAUCUCCCUGUUCUAUGGCUCAGCCCUCUAUGCAUAUCUUCAUCCCAGCAGCAAUGACUAGGAUCAGGGCAAGUUCAUAUCUCUCUUCUACACCAUCAUUACCCAUGUCAACCCCCUCAUAUAUACGCUGCGUAACAAGGAAGUGAAGGGAGCAAUGAGGAGGGUGCUUUGGAAGGACUCUGCCUCCAGAUGAUGGGGUGAGGAAGAUAGUUUAAUGGAAGGACCUUGAUUGUCAAAACUCUAGAUGUUUGUGUCCCCCAUGUAUCAUCUAAAAUUUCUCUGGAAACUCUCAAGGGAAUUUCUUUACUUCAUUCCUUUUUAAAAGUGAAUGUUCAAAAUCUAAGUUUAUUGAUUCAUCCCAACAUUCAGUGUUCCUACAGCAUCUGCUUUAUACUUAUUAUUUUAAAAAGUUUUAUAUUACUUAUUUUUCUUAUUUGCAUUCCCAUCUGGGAACAUGGUUCCAUUUCUUCUUGCAAAAUGACAUAUGAGUACGUAACAUGAAAGCACAGCCAAAAUAAAAAUAUGAAGUCACUAAAACAGUGUAAGGAAUACCAACAUUUUAUCAUUUUCUAACAAUUGCUAGAAGGAUACCGUUAUUCUUACAUUUUCAUCAUGGUUCUAUUAAAAAUUCCAUGGUUUGACUGUAUCAAGUCCUUUUUUAAAAACAGAAGUAGUGGAGAAACUGUGGGAAAAACAAACUCUAAUAUUAGUGAAAAAUUUACUACAUUAAUCUUGAUAAAACCUUUCAGAUAGUUGACCCAACUUUGACCCCUCCAGAGUGGCAAUCGUUUUAUGUAGCAUCAUUUCAAAGAAGGCUGUACAAAGGAAUCACUGAGUGAAGGGUAUGAUGCACUGCUGUCAAUGACAAUGGUAGUCCAUAGCAUGAGGAGUGCUUAUACAAAUUUUGUACAUAGAAGGAGAAAUACUGAUGUGAGAUAUGGAAGUUGGUUAUUUUAAGUUUGUGAGCAACUUAGUUCCUUUUAAAAAUGACUUUUGUGGACAUUAUAUCUGAAUAGCAUAUGACCCAAGCUCUAGUUCAUAUUCUAUACAUUUUACCUACUGUAAUGCAGCAAAAGUUUCAGUAAUAUAUGUUUAGGUUAACAUCUUCAUACCAUUUUAUAAACUCUUUGAUUCAGGUGUCAAUUGGUCAGGACCUUGAAUCUUUCAUCUGGCAAAGGCUCCAUGAAAUUUGAAUUCAGUGAAAUAUGAAAUAUUGAAAAUGGCCCCUGAGUCCCAGGAAAUCCCUUGUUUUGUGGAAACUUACUGAGAUUCACCAGAAGGAAAUUUAAAGAAUAAAUAAAGUGACUAUUAAUUAAAAAUAUAUGCCUAAGCUUUACUAACAGUUAUCUAAUUAUGAAGAAACUGUCAUAGAGUUCUGAAUUAUAAGUAACAAUAUAAACAUUUCAGAAAUACUUAAUCUGUCCUUUUAGCCCUUAGAGCCAUGCCCAGGCUCAUUUUGCUGUAUAAAUUUGUUUUAAGUUAUGGAUCCUGGUUUCUGUGUAUGUUUAAUUUCAUGAGCAGUGUAACUUCUAACAGAGGUUAGAACUUUGACAGUGCCGACAUCAGAGAAAUGGUCAUGAUCUUUGGUAGAUUUUUCCAACAUGUACUACAAAGCAAGUAAAUGCAUUUGGGUCUCUUAGUAGAAAUGUAAGCAUAACAAUUAUCACACCGUUCCCUAUCCUUGCAGUUAACUAACAUCCUCCUUUGUCUUGUUCCCCCUCAUCUGAUUUGCUCAUGGAAAAUCUUCCAAGCUGGAAAUGACAGCAUAGGUAAAUUAUAUAUAUGAUGAAUAUUCUAUUUAUAUGCCUAGGUGUCUAACAGCAUCACACUAUUCACACUUGAAAUCAACACUUGCAAAACCAUGUAUUUUGACGCUAUAGUAAUGCCAGGUUAAAAGCAGUUUGGAAGGCUGUUUAGCCCCAAUGGUGACAAAUUCCCACUCUCCCUUAUUAUUCAAUCAUAUCUUUUUAAUAAAUAUUUUUUAUUAUAGUUGAUUUACAAUGUUCUGUCAAUUUCUUCUGUACAUCAAAGUGACCCAGUCAUACAUAUAUAUACAUUCUU
Molecule: messenger RNA, 3432 nt
Organism: Sus scrofa (pig)
Lineage: Eukaryota; Metazoa; Chordata; Mammalia; Artiodactyla; Suidae
Source: RefSeq, a predicted model, not a curated record